Phragmites australis (common reed) is the source of this 2820-nucleotide messenger RNA. RefSeq lists its product as uncharacterized. Gene Ontology annotation, cellular component: CCR4-NOT core complex; CCR4-NOT complex; P-body. Gene Ontology annotation, biological process: mRNA catabolic process; negative regulation of translation. The record is from RefSeq and is a predicted model, not a curated record. The transcript has 9 exons. The coding region runs from base 1616 to 2575 and encodes 319 amino acids. NCBI's taxonomy places the organism in Eukaryota, Viridiplantae, Streptophyta, Magnoliopsida, Poales, Poaceae.
UACUGUCUAAUUCAUCACCUCCUAUUCAUUUGGCAUAAUAUUUUUAAAAUUAAUUGGCACUCUGAGCUGUUUCAUACUCAGAUUGCUUAUGAUAGCACUGAUAUAGUCAGAUAUUGCUUUUUACCAAGUUUAGAUGAAAUUUUCAAUAAUCUAUCUACUAUGGAUUGUGAGGUAAUAAUAUAUCAUCCUUUUUUGAUCAAGUAGUAAGCGAGCAACUUAUUUGAGAAUAUUGGGAUCACUUUAACAUAAAUGUGGAAAUCGCGAGACACAUAUGUUUACUGAAUGAUUGGAAAAUACAAAGAUAUAGUUUUUUUGUUUAAAAGGGACCAACUCUCUAAUUCCACUAUAAAGUACUAUUUUAUUAACCCACAAGCAUCUGUUUAUUGCUAUUAUAUUAACGUCUGGAAUUAUAUGAGAAUUCUUCCUGAUAUGAAGAAAUUCUAUUCCCAUCGGAAUAAGUUGGAACAUUUUUUUCUUUGAGGCAAAGUUGGACCAAUUUAGAUUGUGCAUCUGUAGCAAAAUAGUGGUUUUACCAUUGGCACUACCUUUUUUCUUCCACAUUUAAUAUGGAUUUACUUAUUGAUCAUAAAGUAAAUAUCAUUCCUCAGUUUCAUCAUGUAACGUAAGCACUGUCUAUUAAGUAGCUUUUAGGGAUGAAGCCACAUGUGGGAGCAUGCUCUUCCUAAUGCAUUCAGAGAUCAUAUAUAAAAAAGGAACUUAGAAAGAAACGAUUUACAUAAAACUCCAAUGUAAAUGCUGUACAUCUUUGGAAUAAAUAUUAUUCCAUAAAUCAAAGAUAACUGAACUCACAAUAACCACUUUACUCACCUAGUCACACCAAAAGGCUCCCUAUUUUGUUGUACUAAAGACAACCCAAAUGAAUCAAACACCACAUCAGGCUAAAGUUGAGUGCACAUGAUUGGUUUAAGCAAAAUCAGAAGAUGAAUCAGUUACAGCUUACAAGGCAUAACUUACUAAACAAAUACUAAAUAAAAGAUACAUGUUUCUUUUCUCCAAGAGCCAAUGAUGACAAAAAAAAUCCACAGGUUUAAAUAGUUCAUCACAACAAGUAAAAUCGUGUGGAUCAGCCAUUAGCUUAUUACAUAUUACAUAACUUUACAAAUGUCAAUCUUAUAAUCACAAAUUCGCACUUAAAAAACCACUACUGUACUGGCUUAGAAAAUGUGAAUGGUGUACUGCUAUUGCAGUAAAGACAAUUAUGUAACGUAAAUUUGAUUGCAUCCAAAGUCACACAUAGACAAAUUCCAUUCACACAGUAAACCUCCUAUUGUAUACAAUAAAGACAAUCCUAAAUACACAGAACACCGUAUCAUUCAAAAAGCCGGAGCACACAACGUUCUAAAAGGUGUAUAAAAGCUAAAACAAAUGAUAACUUCUUACAGAAACAAACCCAAAAGUAAAGGAAAAAUAUAAGCAUGUAUUUACUUCUUACCCUAUAAGAACAAGGGGAAAAGGGUGGAAGAGUCUUUAAAUAGACCACAGAAUUGAACACCGAUAGCCUUCUUUUACUUGUUGUGCCUAUUUGAAUUGGAAGAUCUGCCAUCUUCCUUACACACCCCGCUCGUCCCCUGUGGCCUCGCCUCUGUCUCCUUCUAUGGCAAGAGGCAACGAAGGUUGCAACGCCCUGGUGCAGGCGGCGAAGGACAUUAUGAUGACGCCGGUGGAGCAGCUUGUGCUCAAUCUGUGCAGCCCUGAGUUGCGUGGAAAUGCCCUUGUUGAGCUCUCCAAGAAAAGGGAGACGUUAAAGGAUUUGGCUCCACUGCUGUGGCACUCUUUUGGCUGUAUGUUUGUUCUGGUCCAGGAAAUUAUAUCAGUCUACCCUGCACUUUCACCCCCAACAUUAUCAGCAAGCGCAUCAAGCCGAGCCUGCAAUGCACUCGCACUUCUUCAGUCUGUUGCAUCACACCCUGAGACCAGGGCCCCUUUUCUAAAAGCUCUAAUUCCCCUGUACUUGUACCCAAUCUUGGACACUGUCAGCAAGGCCCGACCUUUUGAGUACCUGCGUCUCACAAGCCUUAGUGUCAUUGGUGCUCUUGUUAAGGUAGAUGAUACUGAAGUUAUCAAUUUUCUGGUGCAAAGUGGAGUCACUCCUCUGUGUUUGCGAAUCAUGGAGAUGGGCAAUGAGCUCUCGAAAACAGCAUCCACUUUCAUUGUCCAAAAGAUUCUGCUAGAUGAUAUUGGGUUACAGUACGCUUGUGCCACUGCAGACCGUUUCUUCUCUGUAUCCAGUGUUUUAGCAACCAUGGUAAUUUCACUGGCUGAUCAGCCUUCCACCAGGGUGCUGAAGCACGUCCUCCGCUGUUACCUCAGGCUGACGGAUGAUCCCAGGGCCCGUAUUGCACUGCAAAUUAGCCUUCCUGAGGUUCUGAAAGAUGGGACAUUCUACAACUGCCUUAGGGAGGACCCUGCUGCAAUGCAGUGCCUCCAACGACUUUUGAACAAUUUGUUUGGUGGAAGCGUGGGUGGAGCACCUCAUCCAGGCCCAGGUCAUGCGCCAGGUGGAAGCCCGGGUGGAGCCUCCCAGGCAGGCCCAAGUUGCGCACCAGGGAUAUAAACCCAUCCGGUUGCUGCGAUUCACUACAACAAUGUGAUAUCUUUUUGCGAAUUGCGGCUAGUGGAAGACCCUGCGCGUGUCUUGAAUAAAGCAUUAUGGUGUGGUUUACCAUUUCAAUAAUGUGUUGUAAUAAUAAGCACUGCAAAGGUUUGCAGUGCCUGCAACAGUACUUCUUUCAUCUUCUUUGACAUUUCGAACACCUAAAAUAAAGCAAAAUAAACUAGGGAAAUAACCUUUUAUAUGAA